Messenger RNA from Pieris napi, 11869 nucleotides. It is a transcript of the gene rno, whose product is annotated as PHD finger protein rhinoceros. Bases 569 to 8131 code for a protein of 2520 amino acids. Gene Ontology annotation, biological process: regulation of transcription by RNA polymerase II. NCBI's taxonomy places the organism in Eukaryota, Metazoa, Arthropoda, Insecta, Lepidoptera, Pieridae. The transcript is spliced from 6 exons. The record is from RefSeq and is a predicted model, not a curated record.
UGUAUACCUGUACCUAUGAAAUAUAUGUUAUAUCCCUUUCCUACCUAGUUGCAAGUCGAAAUGAUGCGUAGGAAAAACGUCAAACUGGCAACAAUACAGUGCUGCUAUCUAUGUUGUCAAUUUUGUUAAGUAGUUUCAAUGGAGAAUAUCUUUGUGAUAAAUAUUUACUGUUAUAGAUCGACAAAUUAAAACUCACGAGUUUUAAAUUAGCGUAGAAAAAGUGUGUUUAAGCGGCGAUAUCAUUGUAAGAGUUAAUUUUAUUAAAUUUCCGUUGUAUUUUUGUUAGACAAAAUUCUGGCGAACGAUACACAGGCCCGCCAUACAUUUUACUCAUGCAAUAGUGAAACGUCAAACCAAAAUGUUAUUCACUUUCCUCUUUUGUGCUAAAAUCAUGAUUUAAUAGAAUAGUCUCGUAGUAAAACAGGCUGUUCCUGUUUUUGUCUUGUGGAAAAUUGAAGUACCAAUAUGUAGCAAGCUAUGUGACAUUCUAUACGAUGUUAUUACCACGUUCAAAAUGUAAAGUAGUGUGGGGGUCGUAAACAUGUAGGUUGUGAAUAAACUUUAUAAGAUGUCGUUGAGAGGCACAAAGCGGGCUAGUGGGGUCCGCAGGGACGAGGCAGGCACUUCCAAGCGCCGAAGAGUGGAGUCUGAAGAUGCACUCUGGCAGCUUCGUCCAGUUAGUGACCUCAAGAUGUCAUCAAUUUACAAUAGAAAUGCCUCUGAGGCACCUGCAGAACUUUUCAGGAAGGAUUUCAUUUCAAUGAUGAAAUUGGCUGAUACCGAGCCACUAACACCAAGCGAUUACUGGCUAAUCACCGACACAUGGAAGCAAGAUUGGGAGAGAGGAGUACAGGUUCCUGUCAAUCCAGAUUCUUUGCCAGCCCCUAAAGUCAAAAUUAUUAAAAAUCCAAAACCACCAAAAUUUGAAGAAUUCAAACUACCUAAGGAUAAAUAUAUUCAUCUUAGUAGAGAUGCUCAUUACCUGCCAGAUAAGCAUGUGCUGAGCACAACACCAUCCCAAGCGGAAUCUGCUUGUAAUUAUGACCUAGAUGCCACUGACAUGGCUUGGCUCAAAUUAUUAAAUGCAGAACGCGCUAGAGCCGGAGCCACAGCAGUAACAGAAGACCAACUUGAAAAAGUAAUAGAAGAACUAGAGGUACGAACAUGGGACAAAAUACAAUCAAUAAUAAAAUCCGAAGAAGGCUUAGGUCUUGAAUAUGAUGAAAAUGUAAUAUGUGAUGUAUGUAGAUCUCCAGACUCUGAAGAUGGAAAUGAGAUGGUGUUUUGUGAUGAGUGUAAUAUAUGUGUCCACCAAGCAUGCUAUGGCAUAACAGUUAUUCCAGAAGGUCAAUGGUUGUGUCGACCCUGCCGCGCAGGUGUUAAACCUAAUUGUGUUUUAUGCCCCAAUGUGAGCGGGGCCAUGAAAUGCACGCCAUCUGGUCAUAAAUGGGCCCAUGUAAGCUGUGUUUUGUGGAUUCCAGAAGUGUCAAUUGGUUGUGCUGAAAAAAUGGAGCCCAUCACUAAAAUAGGUUCCAUUCCUCAGUCAAGGUGGUCUCUAGUUUGUGUUCUGUGCCGUGAAAGAAAAGGGGCUUGUAUACAAUGCUCUGUAAAGACUUGUAAAACGGCUUAUCAUGUUACUUGUGCAUUUAAAUAUGGUUUAGAAAUGCGGGCAAUAAUUGAAGAUGAAAAUGCUGAUGAUGGUGUAAAACUGCGAUCAUAUUGCCAAAAACACAGUGUAAAUUCCAAAAAAGAAAAGUGUCCUGGUUCAGGAGAAGAAGAAGAGGAAGCUAAGAGAAAACGUCGUAAAGAUAUGACUUCAGAAGAAAAGAAUCAAGCUCGAGCGGCGCGGCUUCAAGAAAUUGAGGCAGAGUUUGAUGAACACAUUGGUAUCAAUGAUAUUAGUUCUCAUCUAGAUGUUGAUCAAGAUGCUGUCAGUUAUAUUUAUAAUUAUUGGAAAUUAAAAAGAAGGGCUGGUCAUAACAGACCUUUGCUUCCUCCUAAAUCGGAUAAUAAUGAACUGCUGACACAUAGGCAAGAACAGGCUGAUCUCGAAAAAAUGAAAAAAUUUGUACAACUUCGGCAAGAUUUGGAAAGGGUGCGUAACUUGUGCUAUAUGGUUAGCCGCCGCGAAAAAUUGUCAAGAUCCUACUUCCGAAUGCGCGAGCAAACAUUUCACAAACAAUUAGCUGUCUUAUCAGCGGAUUCAACGAUUCCAACACCGGAACUGACGGCAAUAAUCGAAGCCAAUCAUGGACCCUCUAUAUAUGACAGGUUGUAUUCUGGUCCAAAUGCACCUGACCAUGAAAAUGAUUUUGAUGAUCUUCUAGCCAGAAUAGCUCCACAGGAAUCUAGUGAUGACAAAAAACGGGACCGAAAUGGCUUGGUCCGUGGGUCAAAAUCUUCAAAUCCUUAUAAAAAACUUUAUGUAAAUGGUUCUCGUAGGGGUGGUAUGUAUGCUGGACUUUCUAGUGAAGAAAGUGGUACUGAGAUUGGGCGAUCUUCGAAGUAUCGGGGAAGAACAAUUGGCUCCAGCACUGAUGAGGACGAAACAACACACACUAAAAAACGGGUCAUUGCCAAGAAAAAGAUUUCACCUAAAGGUAAAGGUAAAAAAUCUCCCAAAAAAUGUGAACAAAAGAAGAAGAAAGUGCCACUUUCAAAAGCUAUUGUUGGAAGUAGUUCAGACGAUGAAAAAGUAAAAACUAAAUUAAAUAAAGAUCAAUCUCGUAGUAAAACUCUUCAGCAAUUGGAACAAGAAAUGGCUGCUGGUAGAGGAGACUCUGUUUCAGAUAGUGAUGAUUUAAUUCCAAUUAGAUCUACCCGAAACAACAAGUUCCCAGUUGAUAUUUAUUCUGAUAGUAGUGAAAGUAAUAAAGAGAGCAAGAUAAAGAUUGAAAAAUCUCCGACUGAAAAUGAUUCUAUGCAAUCACUGCCUAGAACAAAAGCAGCUAUGAAGGAAUUCAUCUCUAGUCAACCUGAAAAGAAAUCAACGAAUGCAGAGUCCAAUGAUUCUAAAGCAAGUCCCAAAAAGAGAGGACGGAAACAGAAUAAUAAGGACAAGAAAAACACAAAUAAAUCCAAUGUUUCUGACGAUGAAACAAAAGAGAAUAUCAAGAUUGCUAAACAAAAAGAUAAUCCUACUGAUUUGAUUGUUCCCCAAAGACAAGCAGCUAAAAAGGCCUCAGAAAAUAUGCGGUCAACCACUGCCUCUAAAAAAGAUGAUGCUCCUGUUGAAAAGCAGCAAGUAAGUGGAGAUGAUUCAAAGAAUAAACAAAAAGUAAAGGCUAAGGAAAAAGAAAUGAAAGAUUCAAAACCUGCAAAAAUAAGCAGAAAAAAGUCAUCGAAAGAUCAAAAGGAAACAAUUGCGUAUGUCCCUCAAAGGCAGGCGGCUAAAAAAGCAGCAGCUCAUAUAAAGAGUGGCCUUGGGGCUAAAGCUCCAGUGGUAGAACCAGAUUCUGAUAAAAAGAAAGAAAGUGAAAGAUUGGAAGAAGUAAAGUCACCCAAGAAAGAAGAAACAAAAUCUAAAAUUAUCCAAGAUGAAAGUUCGAGCUCCUCCUCUAAUUCUAGCAGUAGCAGUUACACAUCAUCUUCAAGUUCUGAUGAAAUUCAUGAAAAACCAGGCAUUAAACCUACUGCAAAAGCUCGAGAAAUAAAACCGUUUCCGAGGCAACCAUCGAUGUUUUCGCCACCAGGUUCUAGGCCAACAGUGGAUUUGCCCUUUCUUGACAAGGUAUCAAAACCACUGUCUUCAACUAGUGCCUCUAGUGACUCCGAUAGUUCUAAAGGAUCUAGGUAUUCGAUUACCCGACCUCGGAGACGUCGCAAAGCCAAAACUAUCACAGAUGAAUCCACUCACAAGACCCCAGACAAGAAGCUUAAAACUUCCGAAAGGCGGUCCGACUGUGGGGCUUCAUCGCCGGCUAUUGAAGGAGAGGAAUCUAGUCGAACAAUGGUCGCGGUCCCUACCGUGCGUACUCGGGCCCGAAGCACUGCUGGAAGCGGAAAUAUGUCUGACAAUUCAGAAUCGAGAGCAAGAAAAUCGCCCAGGAUCGUCGACGUUGUCUCUCCCAAACAAGAAGAGGGCAGCAAGUCCGUUGAACUUACUGUUACGCAACGGGAAACGGACGAGAUCAUAAAAGAUGAAGUUGAUGAAAUUAAAGAGGAAAACACUAUUAAAGAUGAGGAUGAGCCUUUUGAUAAAGUCGACACAGAAAAAAUAAUUGAAAUAAUUAAAAGUCCUUCUAGGAGCAAGUCUCCUAAAGAAGAAAUUACCGAAGAACCUGAUUUGCUUGAUAAUAAAGAUAUUGAACUUAAAAGUGAAACUAAGUCACUUGAAAAUGAUACAUCGUUGUCAGUUUCUAACUUAUCACCCAUUAAAGAAAAAAUACAUAUUUCUGAUGACGAAACUAUUAGUACACACCAAAACUGGCUGUCACAAGCUCCCAGUCCUCAUGUUCAUCCUCCUCCUGUCGAAAAACCAGGCGAUCACGAGAAAUAUAUGACAGAAGAUAAAUCUCUAGAUGUUGAUUUUACAGAUAGAAGCAGUAUUAGAAUGAUUGCUAAAAUUCAAGCAAAUCUAAAUGAAAACACAAUGAUUAAAUCACCCAAAACACCUAUGGAUGCAAGAACUCUUACAAUGGAUACUAUUGAUGUUGAGAAUACAUUGACCAGAAAUAAUAGAAAGUCUACUCUUGACAAGAAAUUUAUUGCACAAGACUCGAGUCAUGUCCAAGGGGUUGAAAUAUCAAAAAGUGCUAAAAUUCCAUCUGCUUUAAAUACAUUUCCAAACAGAAAUAUAUAUUCACCUCAACCUAGAGAAAAUGAUCAUUAUGAAAUUGAAGUCUUUCCACCAUAUUCAGAAUUUAUCUUUAAAGAGGAUUCUAAAGAACAAGGUGCUCAAGAAACUUUAAACCUAGUUGACCGUCUAAGAAUGCAAUUAAGUUCAAAGAAAGUGCAACCUGAAAAUUUUGUAUCAGAUGAUGGCUUUACCAAUGAUAAUAAAGAAAUAGAAAUAGAAGUUCCUCCUUUAGGUCUGAGUACACCUAAGAGUGAUCCUGAUAGUCCAGUAAUUUCAUUAGUUGAUGAUGACAAAAGCUCAAUUAAAGACAUACCAUUAAUUCAUCAUGUACCAAACACAAUUGAUCUACUUCAAAAUUUUAAUCAGAACAAACAAAUAUCUCAUUCUAACCAUCACAAUGAAAACAAUAUGGACUAUAUGGAUGAUGAUAAAGAUAUAUCUAUCUUACAGAAUGUUUCACAAUUAGAGGAAAUUGAUAAGAAAUAUGAUGAUACUACUUCUUUUACUGAUGAUAUAAAAGAACCAUCUCUUGCUCAGUCUGACAUUAACUCCAUCUCUGAAGUUGGUGAUUCCAUAUCAAUUUCAAAGCAAAGUGAUGACUCUCAGUCUUUAUCAGUGGUGGACCAUUCUAUUGACAAUGAUUUAACUCAAGACAAUCAUACAUAUGAUAAUAAUAAUUCUGUAAUACAUUCAGAUUGUGCUACAGUGUCAUCUCCUUAUCUUAAUCAUGAAUCUAAGUGGCAAGAGAGCAAGAUAACAACAAGACGUUCUUCAGCAUCUAGCACAAAUUCUGACAGUUCUGUUAAUUCUCAAAAGACCAGUCUUCGUAUAUCAUGCGAUCGCCAUCGAUCGGGUGUUAUGUCAGAAAUGGAACGUUACCCACCUAUACCACCAUAUUCACAUCCCUUAGAUCCUGCUAUGUCUCUGAACCAAUAUGCGAAUUACCCUCAAACUGCGUCUCCAUAUUUGGGUCCUAUGGUGUUGCCUAUAUUUCCUCCAGGAGCAUGCCCAUCAUCACAACUGUCAAUAUCUUCAACUGCUCCAGGCCUUUAUGUUCCAAGCUUAUCUUAUUCAGCUACAUCACUGAUGCCACCCUUACCAAAACCGAUAUUUUCCAAUAUUUGUGCGGCAUUUACGACAUCCUCCCAAAAUAUAGCAUUAACACGAGCAAUGAUAGCAUCACCAACAUCAAAGCCACUUGACUCGCCAUCUGAAGAUAUUGAUGUAACCGGUAGUGACAAGCUAUCGAUUAACGCACCUUCAAGUCCCAGUAUAAGUGUUGAUUCAUUUAAUGAUGGUAGCAAUACCCGAGAGACAAUUAAAGCUGAAAAUACUGAGAGUUCACAACCCCCAGAUUCUAUAUCACCACUGAAAGUUACAAAACAUAAUUCACUAAAGCUAUCCGGGAAGAGUCCUGGUAUAUCGCCAAAACAAGUAGAUGUACCAAAGGGAACUAAAAGACCCAGCAACAGAAGCAAUAGGACACAAAGGGGCCGAGGUCGUUCAAAAAGUCGUGCUCAGGGUUCACAAAACCUUUUUAGCGCCCAUAUGGAAAACUCUAUACAAAGUAAACUUGUUGGUACUGUAUACGACUUUGAAGAAGAGAUAGCCAAUGAUGGUGUUGAUCUGAAAGCAUUAAGAGACCGCCGAAAAUCCAUAGAUGUAAAAGACGAACGCAAAUCGGAGCAUAGUUUUAAAGAAUCAUCGCAAUCACCACAAAUCUCCAGCCCACAAAGUGCAUCCAUCAGUAUCAAAGAAGACAAGGAUUCUCUUAUUCUUGACAUUAAAAAAGACGAAUCUAAUUCGCCCACACAUACGGAUAAUUUGGAACAUGCUAGUUUUUCUCAAGUACAGCCAGUUCUACCUGGACCAGUCGAUAUGCGGACUUACAACGCUUCGGAAAUGCAAUCUCCAGCUGUCAGUGACGUUUACCACAGUCAUUUGUUAGAAUUUGCUAGUGGAACUGCUGAUCAGCAUUUACCUGAUAUUGAUGAGGAAGUAGAAAAGCAAUUGCAUACUGCACUCAAAAUGGCAAGUAACCAAAAAGCAGACGCAGAACUAACCACCCCAAUACCAGACACAAUAAAUAUUCAUCAAGAUUCAUUUAUGCCCCAAUUACCAAAGGUCUCUUUAUCCGAUUCUAGAAAUCAGUUAAAAGUUAAAAUAAAAGGACCCUUCUUAGAUGCAAAUUACUCGGCUAGCUCAGCGACCCCAGUAGCACCAAAACCACCUGUCCCCGUUUACGAUCCCAAUAGUAGUUUCUUGAACUUGUCCACUGGCUCUGUCUCAUCAACUGGCUCUACAAACUUGAGGCGCAUGCGUAAAAAAGAAUUACUGCGGCAAUAUUGGACGCAAGAUAUGAACAUGGAUGAUCCUACUAAUACUACAAGUGUCGGAAUCGUACCUCCACCUGUAGCACCUCAGCCGCUGGCUCGAGCAGUUAUUACGAUACCAAAAGCCGUAGCUUCCAUGACAAGCAUACCGACCAGAGAAGAUUACAAAAUGACCGAAACGGCUGUGGAAAAGAAAAAACGUAAGAGCAGUGCUCUAUCUCGAGAAUUACGGCAGUUAAAUAGCGACAUAGAUUUGUCAGAUAAUGUAAAGUUAUCGAAAUUCGUAGCUGGUCUAGGGCAAUAUCCAAAGAGACGAACGCGAGUGGCUCCUUCGAAACCAAGCCCGCCUUCGCCCAGUGAAAUAUCGCCUGUUGCACCCAAGUUAAAAAUAAAAAUUGGCUCAAACUUAGUGCAACCCGUACCUGAAGAUUCAUCAAGCUGCCAAUUCCGCCCCCCUAAGAAACGACUUCAAUCCCAAAUAAUACCCACACCUAGCAUGGAAGACUUGAAACGUGAAAGCAUGAUAUACCGCCGAAUGGUAAUGGCUGAUUUCGAGGAGGACAAAAAACCCAAAAAGCCAAAAAAAGAUAAGGGCAAGAAGAAAAAGGAUAAAAAACUUUUAGUGGUUAAUAGUGAUAGUGAAAGCACUACUAAGUUAAUUAUAAAAAUUAAGCGCCAAAAAGACGCGGCAGAGGAGAAAUGCGGAGAGAGUGCGGUGCCAGCGGCUCGCGCCGAGCUGCCUGUGGACCCCUUCGACUACGACCCUUCAGCGCCCGACCCACUCGCUAUAGAUACCCCUUUCUGUGAAUCCUCGUCUGCCUUGCGAAGGAUACGAAAUGAAAAAGUGACCCCGAUACGUUUAAAACGUAGUUCGCAAGGUUCCGGUUAUGUAAUGAAAAAGGCGAGGUUGGAAAAAGAGGCCGCCGAAGCCAAUAAGAGUUGUCCAACAUCGGCUGCGCUCCCUUCCGCCACCAUCGAUGGAAACUGUACAGUGAGGUGAUAUAAAAAGUUAAAAACUGGACUAUAAAACGUUUUGAUGUGAGGUGCAUGUAUAUAGUUACAACAUAAAGAUAAUGAUAUCCUUAAGUGUAAAUUAUUUAUUUGUAUAAAUCGAAAGCUCAAUUUACAUCUAAUAUGUAUUACAUAAUACAUUGAAGUAUUUAUGAAUACAAAAAAUGUGACUAUAGGGAUAAAACUUUAAUACAUUAGCUAUAUUACUCGUAAUAAAGAAUCUCACUGUCAUACAAAAUGCAUACUAGUAACUACUAAUAAUUUGAUUAGGUUAUUGUUACUGAUUUUCUGCCAUUGCUUAGAGCAAAAAACAUUUGUACUAGUAAGCUUUAAAAAAUAUUUUUUAUAUUUCCACCUUCUAUUAAAUCAAUUCAGUAAAUUAAACAUUAUUCUUUUACUGUAUUUUUGUGGUCAAUAAAAUUUUAAAAUGGAAUUUUGCUCUUACAUUGAUAUCACAAUGUUAAAGGAUUUUAUUUUGUAAAACUUUAUAAUAAUCUAUUUAUAAACGCACACAUACUGAUUAUAUUUACUCUUUAUAUCAUCUCUUUUAUUAUAUUAAAUGUACAUUUUUUUGCAAGAAAAUUUUAUUUUAUUCACGUUUUAAAUCAACUUAUAUUUCUAACAAUAUUAAUGUUGAAAUUGUUUUCAAAAUUGUAUAGUCAAAAUCCAAAAUAUCAUGAAUCAUUUCGACAUACAAGGCUUGUUUAGGUCUGAAACUCUUAUUCUUUUAAAAAUAUUUAAACCAUGGCAAUUAUGUGUGAGUUUAUAAAAGAAAACUGUAUUUUGUAAAAAUCACAGCCAGCUUAUGAUAGAUUAUUAUUGUAUGCAUAGUAAAAUGUGCAAUAUUUGCCAAUACUCAUCGGAUAGUCAUGUUCUAAUCGACCUCUGUGGCCGGUGUAGGUUUAAGUCCAUAUGUGUUAGUAGUUGCUCUCAUAAAUGUUAUUUUACGAUGUAAAUACAAUUAAUUUUAAAAAAUAAAAUCUCAGUUAAUAGCCCAGAAAAUCACAAUGUAUUCUCUGAAAUGUGGUGUAGUUUUAAGCGUUAUUUAUAUACACACCAAUAUCUUGCAAUUGUAAAAGUACAAUUCAAUAAAUGUCUUUUCCAGUUCAUCAAUGUUUCACAAUAAAUAACUAAAUGUUUUAAAACAAACAGAUCCCAAGAGAAUCAUUAUUUGUAUAUUUUAUUUUGACGUAAUUUCUCAGUUUGUAAAUUAUCUAAAUGUGCAUUUAUUAUUAUUUAAGAUACGUAUUGUAAAAAUAGUUUAAUAUUUUACCAACUAAUGCGAUAUAAUAAACUGUCGACGAUUAGAAUCAGUAUUUAUCACUGUCAUUUCCAUUGUAAUGUGUUUAUAUGUACGUUAGAUGUUGGUAAAGAUGUCAACAACAUUACAUCAAUUCUUCAUAGUAAAUCAAACAUAAAUCUGGUGGGACCUGAUUCGUGUUGUUGCUCAACGGGUAGUCACAAAAUAUCCGUAUAAUCGUUUAGGCGAAAAUUCUCAAAACCUUUCUAAUAUUUUCAAAUAUUUUUUAGUGAAAAUUGAAUUUGAAAACUAUAUUUAAAAAAAGUUCUACAGAUUUAUAAAAUCAAUGUUUGUGUAUAUUUUUUUAAACUAGUCAAUUUGUCUAAGGAUUUUUUGUUAUUCUUUAUUUAUUGUUAUCACCGGUGAUGCUCGUAUUUGAAACUGAAUUUUUAUUAAACGGUUGUAAGUAAUGAAAUACAUGUAAUUCCUCAUUUGGGUUACUUUAUCAAAUAGAUUAAUAAUUUCUAUUAUUUGAAAAUAAUGAUUUGCAUGUUUCUGUUUUUUUUUACAUUUUAAUCUGGGUAUUGCUAUUCGGGCCUGGCCUCGACUGAAAUCCUUAUUGAAUUGAAUAAUGCAAUACCAACAAUCAUCAGAUGUCAUCAUUUUAUAAGAUCAUGAAAUUGACUAUCUUUUAAGAGCAAACAGGAAUCAGAUUCCAGAAAAGGCCUAGUUACGAUGUUUACAUCUUUCGAAAAUUUAUUUUUAAAACCCUGGUAGUGUCAACAAAAUCACAUAAAAAUUGUCUUCCUUUCGUGCAUUUUCUCACCGAUCGGAAAAUAUUUUAAAUAGUUCCACGUUUGCCAAAUUGAUUUUUAUUUGAUUUUUUAUUACUACGCAUGCAGUACGCACAAUCUAUCCAAUGUAAAGAGUAUGUACAACAUGUGGCUUAGUAAAUAUUGUACCAAUUCAAUUAUCAGACAUUGUAAUUAUCGAGCAUUACCUUGUUACUGUGAUUUGUUUUAAUUUAUACAUCAUUUUAAGAUUUUUUUAAUAACAACCGUUGAUAACACUCAGUGACGAAACUGUAAAUACUUUUAAAUAUUUUGAUACAAUAUACAUAAUGUGUACUAGCAUGUUCUGUAACCAUUUUAAUGUAACAAAAUAACGAUUUUGGUACUACUAUUAUAUAUAUUUGGUGUUAUUUAGAGAUGAGCUUUGAGCGUAUGAUUUUAUAUUAUUAACUUACCAAUUUUUAUAUAUUGUAAGUGUUGUUUGGAAUUGUCAUUUACUUUAAAUAUAGGAAGCAUCGUUAACGUGAGUGUUGUUGGAAUAUUUAAUGUGUUACAUGUACGUAUGAGGUUAUAUUUAGCAGUCACUUUAAAGUAGAGGUCGUAUGAAGUCGUUCGACAAUUUCCCUUUUUGAAGUCGAAAAAACAUUUUAUUUGAUAUAGCAUUAAAUAUAGUCACAAGUUUUCAAUAGAUGUCAUAAAUUAUUAGCUCACGUCUAAUGUGUAACCGUAAAAUCGUUGAUAAAAUGUCUGUAUAUUAUGCCUCAGUCGUAAAUUCAUCAUUAGUAAUUCAUUAUAAUUGGCUGAAUGAUCAGUCAUUAGUUUAAAAAUAAUUUCACACAUAGUUAUUUAUGUAUUAGAUUGUAAGAAUACUUUAAGAGAGAUUAACAGCUAAUACCAUUAUCCUUAUAAGUAUUUCCAUGGUUUUAAAAACUUAGAUUAUUAGUUAUUAAGAAUAAAUUGUACAAACUACUUAUGUACAGAAUAGAAUUAUCCGAGAAAUUAAGAGAUGCUAAAGUGGCAGUGUGUACGUAGUAAAGGGAAAUGCAACGCGGGUGUUGUAAAUAUUUUAAGUUUCAAUGUGCACAUAGUCGCCUCCUUCAUUAUUAAAUUUUUCUAGAUCAAUUACUUCAUUCUUUUAUUUUAUGAUUUUUAAUGCUUCAUCUAUCUGAGAUGCAAAUAAUUCAACUUGGAAUACAAAAUAGCAGGUCUACUCUGUAAAACCAAUACCGAUUUCAAAUAAAAUAGAAUAAGAAAUUAGCAAUUCAACUUUCGAUGUAGUUAUUUUAAUAGAUGUUGCAAACUUGGAUUUACGUUGUACGAAAACGUAAAUAAGGAAUCGCUAUUGUGUAUAUGCUUGCUGUUCAUAAUUAUUUGUCUACAAGUAGUAAAUUGGUGAUUAAUCUCUCAUUCUCAUUCUCGCUCCCGUCUAUGUAAAUAAGGACAAAAACACUUAAAUGGUCACAAUGAAACAGGCGAAAUUUUUAAGUACGAUUUGAUUUUUAACAAGAUCUUGAAUAUUACCAUCUACAUAAUAUGGGUUAUGUAUCUUUAUUCUAAUAUGGAUUUAUUUUUACAGAGAAAACCAGAAGGUAUCGAUUGUAUUGUAUCUAAUCCGUUUUAUGCUAAUAAGUACAACUUUUCUAUGUAAAUAAGGACUGUAGAAAAAAUUGUAAAAUAUAUUAAACGAUUGAACUAU